This is a messenger RNA of Tigriopus californicus, 733 nucleotides long. Its product is annotated as transmembrane protein 256 homolog. NCBI's taxonomy places the organism in Eukaryota, Metazoa, Arthropoda, Copepoda, Harpacticoida, Harpacticidae. The record is from RefSeq and is a predicted model, not a curated record. The coding region runs from base 147 to 686 and encodes 179 amino acids. The transcript is spliced from 4 exons.
AGCUAGACACGUUCUCUGUUCUCAGGAAUCAAAAAAAGGUUGUUCCAUUUACUUUCGUCCCAUUUUCGACCUUCCUAGUUCUUUGGUGUUCUAUUUCAUUUUCUCAAAUCUCGCUGAUCAUUUUUGCAAUCCAUUUCUUCGACUUCAUGUCCACCAUUGAUUCGGUUUUGGAGGCUUGGUCGGUUUCCACCAAAUUUGUCGGCAAGUCACUCAAGGAAUCCGUGACUUGGUUGGCUGGACAAGAUCGGCCUUCACAUCAAAGUCAAUCGACGCAAACCCAGUGGGCGGGCUCUGGAGGGUCUAGUUGCUCAAUAGCCAAGCCAUCCAACAUGUUAUCAGGAUCGGUUGUUCGGUCUGGAUCCACAUUUGUCCGGAUUGCUGGAUUAUCAGGCGCUGCCGCUGUGGCCUUGGGAGCUUACGGAGCUCACAGUUUCUCGGCAGACAAGGCCGAGUUCCGGAAAGUGUAUGACACGGCCAACUUUUACCAUUUCAUUCACACAGUGGCUCUGUUGGCGGUCCCCUUAUCACGUCGACCACUUAUCACUGGAACCCUGUUUUUGGGUGGGAUGACCAUCUUUUGUGGGACCAUUUAUUACCAUGCUUUGACCGAAGAAAAAUCCUUGCGGAAGUUUACCCCUUAUGGUGGAUUUUUGCUCAUUGGAGGAUGGCUUAGUCUUGUUUUAUAAUAUCUGAAUAUACGUAGUAGAAAUGAACAUGACAGAUCUUCUUGGAA